Messenger RNA from Rhagoletis pomonella (apple maggot), 1347 nucleotides. RefSeq lists its product as uncharacterized. Bases 135 to 854 code for a protein of 239 amino acids. NCBI's taxonomy places the organism in Eukaryota, Metazoa, Arthropoda, Insecta, Diptera, Tephritidae. The transcript has 4 exons. The record is from RefSeq and is a predicted model, not a curated record.
ACUAGGUUUGUUCCACAUCGCCUGGGUUUCUAUUUUCAUCUGACGUACAGCUGUUCUUUGAUUUAACGAAGGUAAAACGUUCCCAAACCGUUUCCUUGUGCACUUAAAAAAGUAUAUUUCUUAAUUCUGUGAGCAUGAAUGAGGAAGCUACGAAGCUGCAAUGGUCGAAGGAAGCCGUGCUUCAUCUAAUUGAAUUGUGGGAAUCAUAUGAGUGCCUAUACAACCCAAGCCAUAAGUUCUAUCAUAAUAAACAUGCACGGUAUCAGGCGCUAAAUGAAUUGGCAGAAAGUUUAAAUCGUUUCGUGCCCGGCAUUGGUCCCUUUGAAGUUAAGCUGAAAAUUAACUACUUGCGUGGACAAUACACACGCGAAGUUGGAAAGUGCAAUACUAAUAAAAGUGGAGCUGGUACUGACGAAGCUUACGUCCCAAAUGCAUUUUGGUUUAAGAAUCUAGGUUUUCUUACCAAAUUUUUAAAGGUCCGUAAAGGAGAAAAUAAUUCUUCGUUUCCAGAUGAUUCCGCAAAUUCACACAAUUCUGAGAGAGAGUCGUCGUCUCCCACUGGGCCAAGCAAAAAGCGAGCACGGCCAAGUAAUGAAAUUGCAGCAUCUGCAAAGGAAAACGAUGUGCUAGAAGCUGCAAUUGAGGCAUUGAAGUGUGUUACAAAGAAAACAAGUUCGGAUUUGGAUGCCAAUGACGACGCCUUCUGCAAGUUCUUAAUGCAAGAAUUCCGCACGCUUCAAAAUGUAGAAAUCAAAGAGGAACUGAAGGAAUCUUUUGUUCAUUUACUCUUCCAAGCUAAAAAAAAAGAAAGGAAAAUGGUGCAAAGUUCAUAUGAAGUCACCUUAUAUGACUGAGACUUAUAAUAAUAAUAAUAUUUGGGCGCUCUAACUUUUGCUAAAGCGUUUGGUAGAGCUUCACCAAUUCGUGGUGUGCGUAUUGAUGUUGUUACACCGAACGGCAAAUGGAUGUUAUGAGAAGCUGUUUUAUGGCGGAAAUACAUUCUGUGGUAGUACGCAUAUCUAACCACUAGGCCACGGCCGCAGCCUUUACGCUUUUUAUAAAUUAAGCUAGUUUACAAAUAGAUGAUGUGCGAUGAAAUAGAGCCACGAGCUAUUGACAAGUUUUGACCUUUUGUAUGUUAAAUUUUACAUAUCGUUACCUUAAUUAACAAAGGCCGUAAACAACACUUUUUUCGAAACUGCGUUUUUACAGAUUUUGAUAGGAUGUAUUAAAAUACACCUUCAAUAAAAAUGUAGUGUUGGUACCAAAAACCACGGAGUUACAUGCCACUUUUUAAAAAGUCCUAGCUGGUUUUGAUAUUAUUUUUAACCGACUUCCAAAAAAGGA